Messenger RNA from Gymnodraco acuticeps, 4213 nucleotides. RefSeq names its product excitatory amino acid transporter 2-like. NCBI's taxonomy places the organism in Eukaryota, Metazoa, Chordata, Actinopteri, Perciformes, Bathydraconidae. The record is from RefSeq and is a predicted model, not a curated record. The transcript is spliced from 11 exons. Gene Ontology annotation, molecular function: L-glutamate transmembrane transporter activity; neutral L-amino acid transmembrane transporter activity; glutamate:sodium symporter activity. Bases 1 to 1593 code for a protein of 530 amino acids. Gene Ontology annotation, biological process: L-glutamate transmembrane transport. Gene Ontology annotation, cellular component: plasma membrane.
AUGUGUUGUCUUGCCUUGGCUGUGUGUGUGCGCGGAGGUUUUGUCGUCGACAGACUCAUUAAAAUACCCACUUCUCGGUACAUAGAAACCCUGCUCCACUUUGUCAAACGUGUGUUUCUGGGCUCCAUUUCUGGAAUGCUGCUGCGGCACAUAUCGCCUCUCCCUCCUGAUGUUAUUAUGAUCAUCGCCUUCCCUGGAGAGAUCCUAAUGAGAAUGCUGAAGAUGCUUAUUUUGCCUCUUGUUGUCUCCAGUCUGGUCACAGGACUUGCUGGUUUGGAUGCUAAAUCCAGCGGUCGCCUAGGCACCAGAGCCAUGGUGUACUACAUGUCGACCACUGUGAUCGCUGCGGUCCUGGGAGUGAUCCUGGUGCUGGUCAUCCACCCAGGUAACCCCAAGAUGAGGGCUGGCCUCGGCCAGGGAAAGAAGAACGGCGAUGUGUCCAGCGUGGACGCUUUCUUUGAUCUCAUCCGAAACCUUUUCCCAGAAAACUUGGUGCAGGCCUGCUUUCAGCAGAUCCAAACGGUAAUCACUAAAGUGCCAGUGCCCACUAACAGAACAAAAGCACCUCCACAGUUCACAGUUAAAAGGACGCUUCAGUUCAAGAGUGGGAUGAACGUCUUGGGUUUGAUCGGAUUCUUUGUCGCGUUUGGUGUUAUUAUGGGAAAAAUGGGAGAAAGGGCUAAGUUGAUGUUGGACUUUUUCAACGUCCUGAAUGAGAUUGUGAUGAGGCUUGUUGGUGCUAUUAUGUGGUACUCCCCUUUUGGUAUUGCCUGCCUCAUCUGUGGAAAGAUCAUCUCCAUUGCGGAUUUGGAGGUGGUUGCUAGGCAGUUGGGGAUGUACAUGGUAACCGUGAUAGUCGGGCUCAUUAUCCAUGGAGGCAUCUUCCUCCCGCUGAUAUAUUUUGUGAUAGUAAGAGAGAACCCCUGGACGUUUUUCAUGGGAAUAUUCCAAGCUUGGGUCACGGCACUUGGAACAGCAUCCAGUGCUGGAACCUUGCCUGUCACGUUCCGAUGCUUAGAGGAGAACCUGGGCAUCGACAAGAGAGUAACUCGCUUUGUACUCCCAGUGGGUGCCACCAUCAACAUGGACGGCACAGCGCUUUAUGAGGCUGUGGCUGCCAUCUUCAUCGCUCAGAUGAAUGGGAUUCACCUCGACUGGGGCCAGAUUGUGACUGUCAGUAUGACAGCCACCCUGGCCAGUGUUGGAGCGGCCAGUAUCCCCAGCGCUGGACUUGUGACCAUGCUUCUGAUCCUCACGGCGGUGGGGCUGCCCACUCAGGACAUCAGCCUCCUGGUUGCUGUCGACUGGCUGCUGGAUCGUUUCCGUACCUCAGUCAAUGUGGUCGGGGACUCCUAUGGAGCGGGCAUUGUGUACCACCUUUCCAAGCACGAGCUUGACCUUUACGAUCAACAGGCCCGGAUGGAAGAAUUUGAGAUGUCAAAGACACAAUCCUUCAUUGAAAAUAACACCAACCAGAAUGUAUACACACACCGCAACUCAGUCUUGAUAGACGACUGCAAGGUCGGCAUGGGCAAAAAUGGCAGGACUGGAGGGUUCUCUCUUGUUGAGGAAGGACCAUGGAAAUGCGAGUAAAGCAGAUCCAGAUGCUGCCACGCCUUACCCUGAGUUCCAGCUUUAAAAAUGAACCAAAAAAAAAAUUACGUAGAAAAGAAAGGGGGAAAAGUUAGCAGAGUCAACUGUACCACAAGAACUAACAGUCAAAUCAAUCAAAUCAAGUUUUAUUUAUAUAGCACAUUUAUAAACGAUUUUUGGUCGAGCCAAAGUGCUGUACAUAAAAUAAAAAUAGCCUACAGUAGAGACACUUUACAGCAAAUACAACAGCACAGAUUGUUCAGAAUAUCAUGAGUAAAACGACACCUUCUAUCCUUAGACGGCCAGUCUCUUCCUUUCAGUUACUCAUCAGGGUAGCUACUGAGCAAACUACAGAUGACUCAGCAACUUGUAUUAUACACAAACUGUAAGGAACUGGUGCAUUUAAUUUCAUUCACUUUGUAAAUAAGAAUAAAUCCUUCGGUUGACAACACAUUACUUGGUGCUGCUGCAAUCCUCUUGUUCUGUCAACAAAAUAAUUCUUCAACCUUGUGCAAAAUCAAUUUUUUCUUUUGUUUUGAAGCAUUUUCUUUGUAGCUUUAAGGGCGGAGCGAUGAAACGUGGAUGAUGGCCUUGUUACCUUUGAUACAAGGACCACUUAAGAGAAAAUACAAAGGUUGGUGUUAUUGACUCAGAACAAAUGUACCAGAUCGGCAUAUUCAUAGUCUGACAGACUUCCUUACUGAAUCGUUGUCAAUAUCAACAUGUUUGUGUAUUUUGUUUUCUCGUGAAAUGUCCAAAUCUGGUCUAAAGGUUCAAAAUAAUGGGAACUGUGUUCAUGAAAAUAGAACAUGAACAGAAUGAAACAGUGCUUCUGUCAUUAUGAGUUAAGUAAUGGUUCAACACUGUGCUACCUAUGACUCUUUGACUUAUGGGAUUACUCCUUGAUGUCACACACAUGGCCAAGCCUAAGAAGCAAAGCUUAGGACUUAAAGCAUAAGAGCAGAGCGUUUGACCUCUAACUGUGGCAACAAACAGCACAGGAUGUGUUGCAGAGAGCUGUAAAGCAGAAAUAGAAAUGUAUGUGAAGGGUGCCCUCACAGUUAUUUAUUUAUUCCAUUUGUAUAUAUGUUCUUUAUGGGUGACGCACUGUGUUUCUGUUUUUAGUCAAGAAGUAUGCCUGUGUACUGGAAUUUCUGUGUUUGUGUGUGUUUCUGAGAGCAAGGGGAAGAUUCUGAAGGAAAGGAAGUCGGAGGGUCAACAAGAGUAAAAGGGGGGUAGGGGGUGUCUCUCAAACUCUCGGCAGGCCAGUGCAUUGCUCUGUGUUUUAUUUCAAACUGUUUAUUUCUUUGCUAAAUGACAACCUUGCCUUGACGAUGUCAACUGCAGAGUGCAGUCAGUGUGAUGACUAACAAUGAAUAACAUUUAUUACUAUUAAUUUCUUUAGAAUAUUGGGACACACAUUUCAAUAGAAGUAAAGUUUUUCCACCUUACAUGCUGGAUUUCCUCACAAGGUAUCAGUGCGAUUUCGCACAUUAUGAUCAAAAGUGCAGAUUUAUAUAUAAAUAACACGCUUGUGUAUACACAGAGUUAUUUAACUGUGGUCAUAACUGUUUAGCAAUGCACACUAAAUUCUGCCUCUGAAUCUGAAGCCGUAACAACAAGGUCAUUGGAUGUCGGCUGAAUAUGUUUUUGAGUUUGACUCCGUGUAGAAACUCUGUUCAAAGUUAAAACAGGUUAUUUAUUUCCCUUUUCAGAUAAGUGACAGCUUAUAUUCAUGUUUAAAGUGCCUCCUUGCACUUUAUAUAUCAUCUUUAGAUAAAGUGUAUAAAUCAAAUGUGUAGGAUUUGACAUUUCAUGUCAAGCAUCAGAAUUGUUUUUGCUAUGCUAAACGUUUCUAUAAAGACUUUAACAAUAUUAUUUAAAACAAUGUAAGUACAAUGUUAAUUUUCAUGUUAUGAGCCACUAGUGGUUAUAAGUUUAGAGUUAUUUAUUUAGAAACAAUGCAUUACAUUUAUUUGUUUUCAAAAUAAACUACUGAUCUCUGAAUGUUUUAGGGGAAGGGAGCCCAAUAUUGCUCUCCUCUUCAAUCAGGGAAUUUUGUUUUUAAGUAUAUAAUGGUCAUCAGCACAUUGAUUCAGUUUUGUGUUGGCAGCUAUACAGUAUGUCACCAUGCUGCUGUGAUACCUUUGCAAGUCAUCCUUUGUUUGGCUCAAGCACUACCUUUCUCACAAAUUGAAGACUCUUCCUAGGAAAUUAUCAUCGUAGCCUGACUUAUGUAAAAUCCAUUAUCUAAUUAUUUGUUACAUCACUUCUGUAGCAUUGUUUCCGGGCCUUGAUCUAAAUGUCCUUAGUUGACUGGCCUAGUGUAGCAUUGUUGUCCAACCCUAACAUGAACAUGGAAUCGUUCAAUCGUUACAAAACAAAACAUAUAUUUUCUAUCUUCCUUUAUGAUUUGAUGCACAUUUCGGUCCAAGAAUGUAUCCAAUAUUUCCCUUGUGUCUGACAUUUAUUGUGAUGCAACAUUUAUUGUAAAUUAGAAUAAGAAGGAUUGAAUGUAACACAAACAAUAUUUGUCUGGCAAAUGGACUGAAAGUGUGUAACUGUUUUAAUACCUGUGUGUAAAUAUUAAUGGAAACAAAUAAAUGUUUAUUGAUUAUAA